This is a messenger RNA of Rhincodon typus (whale shark), 4074 nucleotides long. RefSeq names its product protein FAM171B (gene fam171b). The transcript has 8 exons. NCBI's taxonomy places the organism in Eukaryota, Metazoa, Chordata, Chondrichthyes, Orectolobiformes, Rhincodontidae. The record is from RefSeq and is a predicted model, not a curated record. Bases 1 to 2337 code for a protein of 778 amino acids.
AUGCAGUUAAUGGAAGAGCCUUCAGGAGUGUUGUCGAACAGGACAUUAUUUACCUUGAAGGUGCAAAUAAACGAUCUGGUCACUCGUCAUUAUCUGGAUCAGGUCCUUGUUGAUGUCUUUGUUAACUACACAAAAACAAACUCAGCCACCACUGAGAAUGGUGGAGGAGUUGUUUUGAAAGUACCUUACAAACUGGGCCUUACUCUGACUGUCACAGCGCGUAAAGGAGGAUACCUGCUAGCAUCGUUGCCUUGGAAAACCCAAAAAGUGCCAGUUUUUGCGGCUGUAACCCUUUCAAUGCUCCCACAAAGUCGAGCAAAUCUCUGGUUAUUUGAAGACACAAUUUUAAUCACAAGUGGAAAAAUUGAUGACCGAAGGUAUCCUAGUGUCCAGUUUCCAAAGGGAUUGCUGAGACUACCGAAGAACACCUAUGUUUCUAACCUAACAGCCUAUCUCACAGCUCCACAACCUCCCUGGGGAACAGACAACUUUAUCCAUACAAUGGGAACCUUAAUGAACAAAUCAAGACUGAAGAGCAUUGAAUUGACACCUCUUGCUGCUGUUAGUGUUCAGCUGUUUUCUGCUGAAGAAAAUGUGAAGGUUUCAGGAUCCAUCCAAAUUACAUUACCUCUUGGACCAACAGACGUAGUGACACAUGCAGAUGCCCUUCCAGCCUGGACAUUUGACCUGAAAAUUGGUGCCUGGGUAAACAGAGGACUUGGAAAAGUUCGAAAGGAAGGUGACCGACUUGUCUGGACAUACAUGGCCCCUCAUUUGGGUCACUGGAUAGCUGCACCCUUACCUUUAACCACAGGUACGAUUGGUCGUAUUGCAAAAGAUAUCACCACCUACCAUACCUCGCUCCUCGUGGCUAUAUUAGGAGGAACUGCAGUGAUUCUUGCAGGAUUUGUGGCUGUGUUGUUUUGUUACUGCAGAGGAAAAUAUGGUCAUACACACAAGAAGCCAAGAACCAAGACUAAACUGGAUACAUCAAAAAAGGACCAGACUACGUCAACUACUCACAUGAACUUGCUGCCAGUCACCAAAGAAAAUUUAAAAUCUGAAGAAAAGCUUGCUUCUCAACAGCCCAAGAUAGCCCCCUAUAGUCCAAAGAGAGAACUGUCUCAAAAAGAAGUGAAUGAAUUUUGUAAACUUGUGAAUAAGACUUCAGAGAAACAAAAUAAUGAGACCUGCAAAAUUUAUGUUGACAAUUUCACAGUGCGGUCUCGGAAAAAAAUAAGUGAUAACCUUCAUAGUGAAACUCUCACCCUGCAAGCAGUCAGUAGCCCUAAGGAUGUACCCAAAAAUGCAUUGCAGAUAAAGCAUAUGAAGAUGCUAGCGAGGAGAAAGGAGAUGAUGGAAGAACAGUACAAAAUACAGCACGCUAACAAUGAAGAAAUGUACCAAUUACCCCAUAUUUCAAACAAACUAUUGCCUAUUUAUAAUCCAGCCAUGGCUAUUAUGCAGACUCAAGGUCUCUUUUGUACUUCAGACCAGGUUGCCAGGUCAGCUACUUUGCCCAGAAAUAAGCAGAUCAUCUAUAGCCCUUUGCCUGAGCCACUAACCAGGGAUAAUUACACUCAGACACUUCCUAAAAUGCCAUUGCACUCCCAGCAACAGACUGAAUCCCAGAGAGAGCAGCAUAUUCUUCAGGGACAACAGGAUUAUAUAAAUUCAAAACAGGUAUUGGAUUCUAAGUCAGCGCUGCCUGCAAACUGGGGAAGAUAUAGCAACAACCUCCUGGAAUCUGUUUCUGUUCCUGGCACAUUGAAUGAGGCAGUGGGAGUGGCUCCAUUUGCCACUGAACUGCAAGGCAUAUCUGAACAGACACUGUUGGAACUGACCAAAGGCAAACCUUCCCCACAUCCCAGAGCAUGGUUUGUAUCGCUGGAGGGUAAGCCAGUACCUCCAAUCAGACAUUCGUGCAUGAUUGUUCAGAAACCGAAAAAAGCACACAGCAAUGACACAAGCCUCGACUCAGGAGUUGACAUGAAUGAGCACCACACUGGCAAGAAGGUUGAAAAGGAGAAGACCUUCAUCAAAACUGCACCUGCUUCAAAGAACCUGUACUCUGAAGACAUGGAUCUGAGUGGCAGUGAAAGCGGCACCACUGUCUGUACCCCAGAGGACCUAUCUUUCAGACAUGUAUUGGAUAUAGGAAGCGACCAGAUAGUUGAGGUUGAGGAAGAACAAAAUGACCGAAGUUUGCUGGACGAUGCAAUAAGUGUAACCCCUCCACAUAGGAAGGGACGAAUGAGUACUAAUGGAGAUGGGGAAGAUAGUAAAAAAAGUGUUUGGCAGAAGAGAGAGGAACGACCUCUCAUCUCUAUAAACUGAGUUGAAUUUCUUUGAUUCCAAGUUAUUACAAUGGAACAAAGCAUGGUUUUAGUUCUGUGGUUAUUUUAAUAAUUAGUUACAUUUUGUGGUACUGAAUAAAGACAUCCUGUUUGUAUAUGGUGUAUAUUUAGGAUCAUUCAUCUUGAAUUCACUGUAAAUAAUUACGCACAAGGUUAUUAAGCACCAAGUUAUUUCUGUCCUUUAAAUUUUUGCACCAGAAUUUGUUUAUAAACAAAUGGUGGAAUAUCUGAUCGGUUUGCAGUAUAUUUUUACCAGCAGACCUUGAAUUCUUUCUUUUACAAUCCAUUGCCCUCUUUUGAAUCUGUCACCUCUGCCACUGUAAAUCUCCAGCAAGAAAUGAACAAAGUGAUCUUUUCUCUCUUGUCUUAAUGUUUAAUGUCAAUCUGUUCUGUAAAUGCAUUGAUAAUACUCCCUGCAAAGAUAAAAAUGGUUAAGUCCAAAUCCAGUUGUUACGAUCAAUUCCUGUGAUGCCCAGACAUAACAGCUUAUCUAAAAAUUAAAAAGAUAUAUUCUGAAUAGAAUGCUGACUUAACUUGAAUCUGUAUCAACAAUGAGAUAGAGCGCUUCAUCUUCAGGCGGUUGUCAUACCAAACCUUUAUUUUAGCAUGAAAAUAGUACAAGACACUGCCUUUUACAAUUUAUACAAAUGAAAUGUAUUUGCCAAAGUUGAAGCAAUAUAUAAUUUUACACGAAAUAUUUUAUAAAAUGUUUAAAAAUAUAUGUUUUAUAAAAGCUCCAAUCCCAAAAGCACAAACUUUUCAAAUUUACUAAACAGCGGGAAAAGAUUGUUAAAUUUUGCAUGCAAGUACAGGAUUAGUGAUUCGAUUCAUGCAGCAACAUUUGCAAAACACCAGAGUUUUGCUUGAUCAUGCACUCUGAGAGGCUGCUGUUCAGAUUUAAGUAGAGGCUCAUGCUUUAAAAUUAAAUCUAAAGGACUUUGUAAAAACACAAUAUUCAUGAAUCGCCAUAAGACGUGGAAAGCACAAGGCCGAAAUAAAACUGUCACCAAAUUCUAACCCCAGUAAUAAAGGCAUAACUAUUUUUAUUCUUUUUGUGACAGAGGUGGGCAGAAAAUGUUGAAGUCAGUUGUUUUGGAGUUUUGCUGAUAAGCAACAGGGAAGCAUGUGUACUAUAUAUAAAAAAGCUGUAAUGCUAGUUUCCAUUGUUCUCAUUAGCCUCCUUCAUUUUGUUACAUCUAUCUUCUUUCAUUCAGAUUCUGAGGAACCACUGCAGUUUUUAAAGUUGGCAGUCUACUGAUGUUGAGAAUUAGUGAAUCUUACUAACUGUUGCUGUUAGCCAUAAUUCAGACACUUCUCCUGACCAGAAUGCAUUUUUAGAAUACAGCCCUGAUUCAAAUAUAGUUUAAUCUUGGGAACUACAUGCUCUGAAGAUCAGGGUCAUUAUUUUAUAUAAGUACAUAUCUCAAAAACAAUCUGGAUUUUCACUUCAUUGGUUGACAAAAUGCUGGAACAAAAGCAGAUGCCUGCUGUUUGUGAAACCAUUGGAAAGUAUUUAAUUGUAUUAUAUGUUAAGAAAAGUGUUUGUUUCUUCAGUGUGGUGUCAAGCAUGGUUGCAUGUUCAUACAUUUUGUUUAUUAUCAAAGCCAAUUUUGCCAUUAGAUUCCUGUGUUCAGUGUAGUAUUUCUAAGGAGUAGUGAAUUACUUUCAGAAUUGUUUUAAUACAUUGUUUGAAACCCAAUAAAAUGGAACUGAAUUU